This is a messenger RNA of Symbiodinium pilosum, 197 nucleotides long. NCBI's taxonomy places the organism in Eukaryota, Dinophyceae, Suessiales, Symbiodiniaceae. The record is from the annotation of a GenBank genome assembly.
AUGGGAUGCGUGGGUAUUCUGGCUGACGCAAAAUGCAAAGCUCCAGGUUCUUGGGCCAGGAAUGGGAGUAUCCGCAGAAAUGUUCGUCUUCAUCAAUCUAUGCAAUGCUCAGUGAACGGAUGUGGAUCCAGUGACGAUGCAAUUUCAGUGCUCAGUGACCUUGGCUGGGUGGUGCGAGUCCGAAUUGACGGACUGUU